CAAUAUAAGAAAGCCCUGUAUGAUGCAAAAAGAUCUGUCAUUUUGAAGCCAAACUGGCCAAAGGGGCACUAUCGAUUUUGUGAUGCUCUUUCACUUCUGGGGCAACAUGUAAGAGCUCUUCAAGCCAAUGAGAAAGGUCAAGAGCUCUGCAAAGAUAGUCCUGAAGGAAUUAAGGAUCUUAUUCAGCAACACGAGAAACUGAAAAAACAGAUGGAAGAAAUUAAAAGUGUCAAGCAAAAUAAACACAGGAUCAAGAAACCAGUUAUCCAGAAAAAUUUUUCAGAAUCCACUUCAAGCAAUACCCAAGAAUCAAAAAAAUUUGAACAUGAAAAGAAAAAACAACCUGAUUUACCCUACCAUCUUUAUCAGCAAAAGCAAACGAAGGUGACUGGCAAUACAGGAACCAAAGAAAAGAAAGAUCGGCCUUUGGAUUCUCACCUAGGGCUGAAUGAAAAUCCAAGGAAACCAAGGAAUAGAGUGGAUGAUUCUGAAAAAAUAAGAAACCAGUUGUAUUUCAAAAAUGAUUCUCAGAAAGGUCUAGAGGAACAAAAUAAUCCUUGUGGUACUAUGCAACAGGUAGAUAUGGUGCCCUCACUGGAAAUAUUGAAGACUCAUAUACAAAGUGGAUGCACAUCUUUGACAGAUCAAUGUUUUCACAGUGCUGAAAAAUCCUUUGCAUUUUUAUUAAACAUUUUAGAUCCAUCCCAGCUACAGCAAGUGAAUCUUGCAAUCAUUGAUUACGUUGUAAUCACCUAUGGAUAUGCUAUUGCUCUUCUUGGCAUAGGACAGCCUGCGGAACUAACCAAAGCCAAAAACUAUUUUAAUAAUAUAAUUGAGCAGUAUCAGGAAGUGAGAUUUGAUUGCUUAGCACACUAUGGAAUUGGAAAAGUAUAUCUGAGACAGAAUUGGUUUUCAGAUGCUCUGGAUCACUUCAUGAAGUCAAAAAUCAUGGUCAGUCAUAAGAUUGUGCCUGGUGUGUUGACAUGGCCUACAACCUCAAUUGUUAUUGAAGAGACAAGGACAGAGAAGUUACAAAUUAUACUGGAAGAUUGUAUUGAACAAUGCAAGUUUCCUCCAAAUCCAGAUGCAGUUUGUCGUUACCAACAGUGUCAAGCACCAAAAAUCAAUAUAUAUUUUAAUGACCCAGAUUUCAAGGGUUUUAUAAGAAUUGCCUGCUGUGAACAGUGUAUAGUGGAGUUUCAUGUGAGUUGUUGGAAGAAGCUGAAAGCAAUAAGAUACAGUGAUAAAAAUGACAAGGAUAUUCUUCAAGAAUUGUGUUUCACUCCAGAUUGUAAAGGUCUUAUUUCUAAAAUUGUUGUCUUCCACUCUUCUGGUUUAGUGAAAUGUGAGUUUGAGCAUAAAAUAAAAACAAAGAAUCUUCCAAAGCCUAUUGUUAAACAAAAAUGUUCAAGUUUCAGGAAACUAGAAAGAAAACAAGAAAGAAAAUUAAAGAGAUUUAUGAAGCAAGAUGAAGUUAAGUUAGCAGAAGGAGAAACAUAUUACAGAGAAUACUGUCCAGCAAAAGAUGAUAGUCAUAAAGGAAGAGUUCAAAAUUGUUUUCCCUCGGAUCCAGUUUUGCAGCUUAUAGUACAGCAUGCUUCAAACAUAUUAACAGGUGUACGUGAUGCUUUCAAACUUCUUAAUGAACUCCUUUCAUGGUGGGUUCUGAGUGAAGAGGACUGUGCACUGUUUUCUUCAAGUUCUGGAUCAUCAACUGAAGUAAUGGACCGGAUCAUAAACUUCUUAAUUGUUAAAAAUGACAGAGUAAAGACAAGAAUUUUUAUUCAUGUUUUAAGUGAGUUUGAAGAAGUGGAUCCUAAACUACAUGACUGGGUGAAUCUUCUCAACAAUAAAGGUUUAAAAGCAACAAAUGUAUUUUUUACUGAAUAUGGAAUUAACUUGAUACCAGUUGACUUCAAUUUAAUAACAGUUCUCUGGAAUGAGAAGUACGGUAUUAAAUUAGGCAAAAUGUUCACCUGCACAUCAGAAGAUAUGUUUGAAAUACUAAAUUACCUUUAUGAACUAUCAGCAAUGGAAGUUCGUUGUUUGCUAUGGCUAAUAGAAGAGAACAGAGAGAAUUUCCCAUUUUUCCAUCAAUAUUUAGAUGACUAUUUUGAUAACUGGGAUCAUCCUUUUACUAUAAUAAAGAAGGAGGAAACUGAAGCUACUUCAAAUAAUGCUAUCAGAGUUAAGAACAGAAUCAGAAAAAAGACAAAGAAAUCAAAGCCUAUUUUAGUUGUGUCUGGUGGCAUUAGUACAAGAGCUUGCGAAGAAGACAAUAUAUUUUCAGAAGAAACUACUCCCUAUUUUUCUCAAAUCUUGGAAGAACAUGAUCCUUUGGAAAUUGAUUAUCCAUUCUUAGUUGAAGAAUAUGAACACUUUCCUGCAGAUACUUGUGAGAUCCCUAUGGAAGAAAUGUUGGAAUCUCUACAUUUUGUUACAUCAGGUGAUUUUAUUGGCUCAAUUAAACAUGCAGUGGUCACAGAAGAUGAAAAUGAAAAAGAUAACUCAGCUUGCCUAGACAGUCAAGAAAACAGUUCUGAAAGCAAACCCCGUUUAAACCCGGCUGCAAAGGAAUUCAAGCCCACCUCUUAUAUUUAUGAACCUUACGUGCCAGUGUCUUCUGAUACAGUUCCCAGCAAUGUUGAAGAAAGUAUGACUACCAACCAUUUCUCUCUUAGUCCUUUUGUUUCCACAUACUCUCUUUCAAGUCAGACAAGUGACACAAUAGUAACAUCAUUCACUGUGCCAAAAGUACCUUUGCCUUCAGUGACACCUGAAAACAAUUCAGUAUUUCUGAAUACAGUUUCUUCCGAGUAUCAGGAUGAGAGGACGCUUCCGAUGAUUCCUGAAAUACCACUUGUACCAGAUAUCUCAGAGCAAUCUAAUUAUAAAUGCACAAGUUAUAAUGUUUCUCUUCAUACUGAUCAUACUGACCAAGUAGUCUUGGGCAACACAGGCAAUCUUGUGGCAAGUGAUGAAAUGAAGGUGUUCCAGAGCCUUCAAGAUAUACCAGUGAAUUUUGAUAACCAACCUUCUGAAAAUAUUCUUGAACUAGUUGAAAAUCAUACUAAGGAAACUGGAUGUGGUUCUGAUAUUGAAAUAAAAACUGAAAAUAAGUUGGUAGGAAGAAGCAAUCCCCGUUCCAGGAUGAUUGCUGUUCAGGCGAAUCAAGAAUUAACAGACAAGGGAGUUAAUACAUUGCCUCUUCAUCCAUAUGAAACUCAGCCGGGAGAUAUGUUACGUAUGGAAAAAGAACACCAGGUGCUACAAGAACAACUUAAAGAAGCAAGUGAAAAAUAUGAACAACUUAAAUGUCGAAGUUCUAAGGAAACCAGCGAUUUAGAAGAAAAGUUGUUACUUCUUGUUGAAGGAAACAAGCUUAGUAAGAGAGAACUAGAUUGGUUUCAUCAAAAUGUAGAAAUGGAAAUUAAAAAAUGGCAACAGGAGAAAAAAGAACAUCAAGAAGAAUUAAAAGCAAGAAGAAAUAAAGUAAAGAAGUUAACAGAAACUAAUGAAAUAUAUGUGAGAAAUAUUGAUGAAAAGGACAAGCAGUACAAACUAUAUUUGGAUGAAUUCCUUGAGAGCAGCAAUAAGUUUGAAAAUGAAAAAGUUAAAAUGGAGACAUUUACACAGAAGAGCCAUGAUGACCAUGAGGAAUGUGUUAAGCGAGCAGUUGCAGCAGAGGUGUCAGUGCUUGAAAACUGGAAAGAAUCUGAAUUAUAUAAAUUACAUAGAAGAGCUACACAAGCAGAAGCUAAUCUUAAAUAUCUAAAGUUCAUGACCAGUCAGUCGGCAAUGCCACAAUCAAAACAACAAAUUGAUGCUUGGGAGACCUUUAUUUCUAAUAUCAAGGAAGAAAUUAGAAAAAUUGAGAAUGAAUUUGACAAAAGAAUUUGUAUGGUGAAAAAUGGUGCCCUUCUAAACAGUAUCUCUGCUGUGGAAAUUGCAGAACUGCAACCUCCUGAUAGUCUGUCGUCAGUUGCACAUGAAAGACCUCUGAUUAGCGAUCCAGCCAUUCUCAUGUAUUCAUCUGGAGCACCGCUCCCUAUAGUUUCAACCACUAAUGAUGACAGUUCUCUGCUCUCUGCUGUUAAUGUGUAUACUGGAAAUAGUAGUUCUAGGUCCCUUCUGUCAAACAAAGAUUUGGAAGAGGCAUCCUCUGAAUGCAGAGGAAUGUCACUUUCUGAUCAUGUAUGUCUACCCCAGUCACCAAAGAAUUGUAGAAGGUACCAAGCUACUCAGCUGCAAGACAGCUCUCAAGAGGAGCCACCACCAGCAGCAGUACUGGACCAUAUCAAAAGUAUAAGUAAGCCACGGCUUCCAAAAACAUCUGAAAACAUCAUUGAUCAACUUAGAACUAUAUUUCCAAGCCACACAAGGACAGAUCUUGAGAACUUUAUAAAAGAAGUUAAAGUGAAGAGUAAAAAUAAACUGAGUGGAGGUGAUCUUCUCUGCCGAGUAACAGAAUUUAUUCUGGAUCACCCAAAAAAGAAAAAGGGUUCCUCUUCAGGGAAUAUAGACAAUCCAGCCCCUACUGCUUCAAGACAGAAUGGAAGUCAGACUCAACCAGCACUGAAAAUGUCAGAACAAAAAAUGCCCAAUCUGCCAAAAUCUAAGCUUGCUAAUGAAAAUAAAAAGAAAACUCUCACACCUCCAUUGGUUCCGAUUCCUUGGAAAACUGUUGGAGGAACAUCAAAGUCCAAGUGGAAGAAAUCAAGUGAUUCCACUGAUAAUGAUCCCUGUGUAAUAUGUCAUGAGGAACUAAAUUCAGAACAGUUGCAUGUGCUGGAUUGUGGACACAGAUUUCACAAACUGUGCAUUGGGCCAUGGAUCAAGGAGCACAAUACUUGUCCAACAUGUCGGCAUCACAUUCUUCUACCUGAAGAUUAUCCUGAACUUCCUCGACGGAACAAAAUCACUUAGAUGUUGCAAUAUUUGUGUUAUCAAAAAUGUGCAAUUUGGAUUAUUUAAAAUCAUGGUGAUAAAGAUGUAGUCUGCUCCUUCUGUUACUGAGUAUUGCAUGUUAGAAAACAGUACCUUGCCCUUUGAAAAGUUUUGAUUAGAAAAGAGGGUAAACUAAUAAAUUAAGAUACUGCCAUUUUAUGACAGCAAGUCUAAUGACUUGUACCCUACAUUGUUCAGUUGGGUCAGUGCCACCUAGAGAAUUUCAGAUUAUUUCUUUUCGCUUUACAGUAGUGAUAUAUUAUCUAUAGAAAUUAGUAUGUUCAUUGUAGAAUAAAACAAAUGGAAAACAGUUUUCAAAAUUUGUUAACAAACAUCCCCUUAAAUAAAUGUAUUAACAUUUUAAAUAAUAUAGCUAGACACAGCUAUUGUAAUUAGCAAAUUCAAUAUUGUAGAUUGAUUUUGAGUGGGUAACUGUUA
Pogona vitticeps (central bearded dragon) is the source of this 5385-nucleotide messenger RNA. The record is from RefSeq and is a predicted model, not a curated record. Lineage: Eukaryota; Metazoa; Chordata; Lepidosauria; Squamata; Agamidae.